AUGCGGACCGUAGAGGCUCUCAAGGCCCAUGCCCACACAGACUAUAUCGACGUCUACACCGAAGAGAACCUGAACCAUGUGAUCGCCAGGUCGUGUCGGGAGUGCCAGAGAAAAGUCAUGCGUGUUGACGGCUUGGUGGCAAAUGGCGGGGAACAGUGCAGUCUCUGCUUGCAUAAGACGACGCCUAUCUCGCCCUUACAUUGUCAGCAGUGUGACCAACUGCUCAAGCUGUGUGCUCAUUGCGUGCAGUACGCCAGCAAAUUGCACGUCCACCCGAUUCCCAGGUUCAACGACGCCGCCGACCGGGCGGAGCACGGGCGGAUGCCGCGCCCGACCUCGACAUACGCGACGGCAGGGCCUCAGCACUCACCUGUCAUGCAGCAGUCGCCGCGACCGAGUCAAGGCCCAUUCAGUCCUACUGCUUCUCCUAAGCCCCCGACGCAAGGCUACCUCGGACCCGCUCCCGCGCGCCCACCAGCUGGACAUAGUGUCCCUCCCACGAGACAGCGGAUCAGCAGCACUCCGCCACAGGCUCUUUGGUCAAGACCUCAAAGCUAUCACGUCCCGAGGCCGACGAGACCCAAUGGCGCUGCACAGCACCAGCACCAGCAGCAGGCCUUCCUCGACGAGGUCGUCAGCAGCAUCGCCGUCGCGUCCAUCACGAACGCAGCCGUGGCUGCAGAGUCGAACAUGAUAUACGGUGACGGCUCCAAUGGCUCGGGCACUGUGGGUACCGCAGGCACCGGGACUUUCGACACCGGCACAGCAGCCGCAGACCCGACCUGUAUGGACGCAACGCAAGAUGUCAGUGGCGUGCAGAUCACGGAGUGGACGACGGGACAAGAUACGUGGCAGGACACGGCGGUGUACGACUCGGGAUGGGAACUUGAUGACUCGGGCCAAUUUGAUUCGUCGUUCUGA
Fonsecaea multimorphosa CBS 102226 is the source of this 921-nucleotide messenger RNA. RefSeq lists its product as uncharacterized. The record is from RefSeq and is a predicted model, not a curated record. The transcript has 2 exons. Lineage: Eukaryota; Fungi; Ascomycota; Eurotiomycetes; Chaetothyriales; Herpotrichiellaceae. Bases 1 to 921 code for a protein of 306 amino acids.